CCCCCCGAUGGCUGCAGCCCCCUCCAGCUGAGUCAGAGCCUCCCGCAGCACUGCAGCACCGCAGCUCCUGCACCACCGCGCACCACCGCACCGCCAUGGCCAGCACUGUCUCAGCCUACAAGGAGAAAAUGAAGGAGCUGUCCCUGCUCUCCCUCAUCUGCUCCUGUUUCCACACCCAGCCCCAUCCCAACACCAUCUAUCAGUAUGGAGAUAUGGAGGUGAAGCAGCUGGAUAAGAGGGCAUCAGGCCAGAGCUUCGAGGUGAUCCUGAAGUCCCCUUCAGACUUAUCUCCCGAGAGCCCCAUCCUCUCCUCCCCCCCCAAGAAGAAGGAUCUGUCCCUGGAGGAGCUGCAGAGGAGGCUGGAGGCUGCAGAGGAGAGGAGGAAGACCCAGGAGGCCCAGGUCCUGAAGCAGCUGGCGGAGAAGCGGGAGCACGAGCGGGAGGUGCUGCACAAGGCCCUGGAGGAGAACAACAACUUCAGCCGCCUGGCCGAGGAGAAACUCAACUACAAGAUGGAGCUGAGCAGGGAGAUCCGUGAGGCACACCUGGCAGCCCUGAGGGAGCGGCUGCGCGAGAAGGAACUGCACGCAGCUGAGGUCCGCAGGAACAAGGAACAGCGGGAGGAGAUCUCUGGAUAA
Calypte anna (Anna's hummingbird) is the source of this 638-nucleotide messenger RNA. RefSeq names its product stathmin 3 (gene STMN3). The record is from RefSeq and is a predicted model, not a curated record. Gene Ontology annotation, molecular function: tubulin binding. NCBI's taxonomy places the organism in Eukaryota, Metazoa, Chordata, Aves, Apodiformes, Trochilidae. Gene Ontology annotation, biological process: neuron projection development; regulation of microtubule polymerization or depolymerization; microtubule depolymerization. Gene Ontology annotation, cellular component: neuron projection; cytoplasm.